Conger conger (European conger) is the source of this 5072-nucleotide messenger RNA. RefSeq names its product contactin associated protein 2a (gene cntnap2a). The record is from RefSeq and is a predicted model, not a curated record. Bases 180 to 4127 code for a protein of 1315 amino acids. The transcript is spliced from 24 exons. NCBI's taxonomy places the organism in Eukaryota, Metazoa, Chordata, Actinopteri, Anguilliformes, Congridae.
AUUUGUUAGACCGCAGAGGCAGUAUCUUCCUCUUUAUUUAUCGCACAUAAAGCAGAGCGAGUGGAAAACACUUUUUCAGGGACUGCGUUCAGGAAGAAACUAGAUAACAUUGUUACCUGGACAGAACUUGACGAUACGCAUUUUCCUUUGUACAUUUUGACACCGGUGUAAAAGUGAAGAUGCUGCGGCUUCCUGGAGCAGGGAUAACGCUAUUGCUCUGGAUGUUCAGCCGCAUCAGCAGCUUCAAUGCAGCUCUCCCAGCAUCCCCAAAGUGUGAUGAAGCCCUGGCCACGCCCCUUUCCCAGAAUGCAUUCACCAGCUCAUCCGUGUUCUCCAGCAGCUAUGCUCCAGUGUACGCCAAGCUGAACAAGAGAGGAGGUGCUGGAGGCUGGACACCUCUGGACAGUGACAAUUACCCAUGGCUGCAGGUGGAUUUAGGCAGCAGGAAGCAAAUAGCAGCCAUAGCAACACAAGGCAGGUAUAGCAGCUCUGAUUGGACGACACGAUACAGGCUCCUCUACAGUGACACAGGAAGAAACUGGAAACCAUACCACCAAGAUGGCAACAUCUGGGCAUUUCCAGGAAACUCCAACACAGAGAGCGUGGUACGACAUGACUUACAGCAUUCCAUCGUUGCUCGGUACCUGCGUAUUAUUCCUCUGGACUGGAGCGGAGAAGGGCGUAUUGGUCUGAGGAUAGAGAUCUAUGGCUGUCCUUAUUGGGCGGAUGUGAUAAACUUUGACGGCCAAGGGGUGAUCUCAUACCGCUUCAAAAUGAAGAAGAUGAAGAUUCUGAAGGACGUAAUUGCCCUGAAGUUUAAAACUUCAGAGAGCGAGGGUGUCAUCCUGCACGGAGAGGGACAGCAGGGAGACUAUAUCACCCUGGAGCUGAAGAGAGCCAAGCUGGUGCUGCAGAUAAACUUGGGCAGUAAUCAGUAUGGCUCCAUUCUUGGGCACACAUCAGUAACAAGCGGAAGCCUAUUGGAUGAUCAUCACUGGCACGCAGUGGUCAUCGAGCGCUACAGACGGAAUGUCAACUUCACCCUGGACAGGCACACACAGCACUUUCGCACAAAUGGAGAGUUUGACCAUCUUGACCUGGACUAUGAGCUCAGCUUUGGGGGAAUGCCUUACUCAGGGAAGCCAAGCUCAGGAGGCAGAAAAAACUUCAAAGGGUGCAUGGAGAGCAUCAACUACAAUGGUGAUAACAUCACUGACCUCGCCCGGAGAAAGAAGCUCGACACAUCAAGCUUUCGUAACCUGAGCUUCACCUGUGUGGAGUCCCACACGUUCCCUGUGUUCUUCAACGCCACCAGCUUCCUCCAGCUCCCCGGACAGAGGAACCAUGUCGUCGUGUCGGUCGGUUUCCAGUUCCGCACCUGGAACGCCAACGGACUGCUGCUCUUCAGCGCGCUCACCGACGGGAUGCUGGAGCUGGCGCUGAGCGAGGGAAAAGUCAGCGUGCACAUCAACGUCACGCAGAAGAAGAACACGCGGAUAGACAUAUCAUCUGGUUCUGGACUGAACGAUGGCCAGUGGCAUGAUGUGCGCUUUUUGGCCAAGGAGAAUUCUGCCAUGCUGACCAUUGAUGGAGACGAUGCUUCUGCAGUGCGGACCAAUACCCCCAUACAAAUUCAUACCGGUGGCGUGUACUACUUUGGAGGCUACUUCCUGCGCUCCAGCCCUGUGCCCACACAGCGCUCCUUUCAGGGCUGCAUGCAGCUGAUCCAUGUGGACGGACAGCUGGCCGACCUGCACGCCGUGGAGCAGGACAGGCUGGGGGCCUUUGAGAACGUCAGUCUAGACAUGUGCGCCAUCAUAGACAGGUGCAUGCCCAACCACUGUGAACAUGGCGGCAGGUGUGCCCAGAGCUGGGACAGCUUCAGCUGUGCGUGUGAUGGGACGGGCUACUCAGGAGCCACGUGCCACACCUCGGUUUAUGAACAGUCCUGUGAAGCAUACAAGCACCUGGGCAAAAUGUCAGAGACCUACUGGAUUGACCCAGACGGGAGUGGUCCCCUUGGUCCUUUCAGGGUCAACUGCAACAUGACAGAGGACAAGGUAUGGACCACGGUGAUGAACAACCUCCCUGCGCAGACGUCUGUGACCGGCUCCAGCAGAGAGAAGAGGACGGUUCUGCAGCUGAACUACAGCGCAUCCAUGGAGCAGGUGUCCGCCAUCACCAGCAGCGCGGAGCACUGCGAGCAGCACGUGGCCUACGCCUGCCGAACGUCCCGUCUGCUCAACACCCCCGAGGGAACCCCGUACACAUGGUGGGUUGGGAAGGGCAGCGAGAAGCACUUCUACUGGGGAGGCUCGGGGCCCGGGAUCCAGAAGUGUGCCUGUGGCAUUGAUCGCAACUGCACCGACCCCAAGUAUUACUGCAACUGUGACGCCGACCAGAAACAGUGGAGAGAGGAUUCUGGACUACUGCUGUAUAAAGACCACUUACCUGUCAACCAGGUGGCUGUAGGAGACACAAAUCGACCAGGCUCUGAAGCAAAGCUGACUGUCGGACCUUUACGCUGCCAAGGGGAUAGUAAUUACUGGAAUGCAGCGUCCUUCACCACACCCUCCUCCUACCUCCACUUCUCCACCUUCCAGGGAGAGACCAGCGCUGACAUUUCCUUCUACUUCAAGACCUCGGCCCCCUACGGCGUGUUCCUGGAGAACCUGGGCAACACGGACUUCAUCCGCUUGGAGCUGAAAUCGCCCACGGUGGUGAGCUUCUCUUUCGACGUGGGGAACGGACCGGUGGAGCUGAACGUGCGGUCACCCACGCCGCUCAGCGAUGACCAGUGGCACAGGGUGAGUGCAGAGCGCAACGUGAAGGAGGCCGUGCUGCAGCUGGACCAGCAGUACAAGGAGGUGCGGCCAGCUCCCCCGCAGGGACACACCCGCUUAGAGCUCUACAGCCAGCUUUACGUGGGUGCAGCAGGAGGACAGAGAGGCUUUCUGGGAUGCAUCCGUUCUCUUAAGAUGAAUGGCAUGACCCUUGACUUGGAAGAAAGAGCAAAGGUCACCCCUGGCGUGAAGCCAGGUUGCUCUGGGCACUGCACUAGCUAUGGGAUGUACUGUCGAAAUGGUGGCAAGUGCGUGGAGAAAUACAACGGAUACUCCUGUGACUGCACAUCCACGGCUUACGAUGGGGCUUUCUGCACUAAAGAUGUCGGUGGCUUCUUUGAGAUUGGGGCUCUGGUCAGGUACAACUUCAUGCCUGAGGCAGCACCAGCAGCAACAAAGGAGGGUAAGGGUCUCUCCCAGAACCUGGCCAUCGAGGCCAAUCUGACCCAGGAGGACCUGGCCUUCAGCUUCAGCACGUCCAACACACCCAGCAUCCUGGUCUACAUCAGCUCCAAGACCCAGGACUCCCUGGCCGUGGUCCUGCGCCACAACGGAACGCUGCAGAUCCGCUACAGCCUGGGCAGCCUGAGGGAGCCCUUCACCAUCGACGCCGACCAGCGCAACCUGGCCAACGGCCAGCCGCACAGCGUCAACAUCUCCCGCGUCCAGAGAAACAUCCGCGUGCAGCUGGACCACUAUCCUCCAGUGAACUACGCCCUUCCAGAUGCCUCAGACACCCAAUUUAACCUGAUCAAAACACUUUUCCUGGGAAAAGUCUAUGAAACGGGUCAUAUCGAUCCGGUCCUCAUCGAUAAGUACAACACGCCAGGCUUCGUGGGCUGUUUGUCACGGGUGCAGUUCAACGGCAUCGCCCCUCUGAAGGCCGCGCUUCGGUCACGCAUCCCAGCGCCCGUCUCCAUUAAAGGAAAACUGGUGGAGUCCAACUGCGGGGCCUCCCCCCUCACCAUCCCACCAAUGUCUGCUGCCACCGACCCCUGGCACCAGGACUCAGGUGCUGAGUACCCAUUUAAUGAGGAGAGGGUGAAACCAGAUGGUGUGAACAGGAACUCUGCAAUAAUCGGAGGUGUGAUUGCCGUGGUUAUUUUCACCAUCCUCUGCACGCUGGUGUUCCUGAUUCGCUACAUGUUCCGUCACAAGGGCACCUACCACACCAAUGAGGCCAAGGGGGCGGAGUCUGGGGACAACGCGGAUGCCGCCAUCAUAGGCACCGACCCCAACUUUACAGAGACCAUCGACGAGAGCAAGAAGGAGUGGUUCAUCUAAUGAGACAAUGUCAGAGAGGGGCGGGGCUGGGGAGGGGGUGGGGCGUGUACAAAUCUCUGCACAGUUUGAGUCCGUUUCUGAAGAUCAGCACAAGCCGGAACACUGGGGAAUGGUGAGAUGUGCCCAGUGAUGAACUAUGUAUUGUGGCUGGCUUGUCUCUAACAGUAUAUUGUGUUUGGGAGCUUGAGGACUCAUUUGCAUAUUUAAUCCGAAUGAAUUAUGUGGAAGCACAACAUUAUUGUCUUUAAUUUCUUUCAGUUGAGGCCCUGAACUUAUCCUGAAUUAUCUGCUCUGCAAUUGCUACAAUAUUGUUUGUUUACAUCGUAAUAGACUAGGAACACUUAUAUCCAGUCCCUUAACCUUCUAAAUGAACUUCAGUAUAUAGAGUAUUUCAGAAACAUGUAUGCCAAAUGCCCUGUGUAAAUAUUUUGGAUUAAAUCAUGAUACAAGUAUAAAUAUAGAGUUUUACUGAGCUAAUGAUGACAUUGGAUUGUAUCUACAGGGGUAAGUCAGUCAAUACUUAGCAUACGGCGGAAUGCUACUAAGACAUGGCAAACCCGUGUUUGUCAGCACCUCAGUACAGAUUUGUCUGCUGAAAAACCGCCAUUUGUAAUGUUAACCAGUUAUGUUUGUUAUAAGUUGCCAAUCAGUCCAUUCCUAUGUUUUUGUUUUGUUUUUUGUUGACAAUUUGCAUUUUGUGGCUUUGAGAGGCAAUUCUAGCAGAGGUAAAACUCAUACUUGAGUUGGUUGAGGUGGUACUGUGGAACACGGAAGGCAUAUGCAGGUUCUGCACUGUGUCCGUCAUGAGAGGGAGAGAGUGAUGACAAUAUCCUAUUCCGUUAACUGGCUUAAUCCACAGUGCCUUCAGGAUUCAGCCACUUAGCCUUCAGUUUAUGUGAUUUUACACUGUACAGAUAUCAGGGGGAGGGGGAGACACACAGGAGU